AUGGUAUGCUACUGUUGUGUCCAAGGUUGUGGUAACAACAGCAAUAUAAAGAAAAAAGAUCCAAAUUCCGUGAUAUCAUUUCAUGCAUUUCCUUCAAACCAAGAGCUAAAAGCGAAAUGGUUGAAAGCUAUAGGACGUCCAAACUGGACGCCUGCUAAUCAUGCGCGCAUUUGCAGUGCACAUUUUAAUUGUGAGCAAAUUAACUAUGAUGGUUGCAGAAUAAGGAUCAAAGAUGAUGUUGUUCCCGUUAAUUUAUUACCUCCUAACUCCAAUUUUGAGGCAUCAAAUGUGGAAGCAUGCAGGAUUUGUUUGGCCACAGAUACUCAGUUAUACAGUCUGCAAGAUUCACAACUUGGAGCCUGUAUGGAGACUAUAGCUGGAGUGAAUCAAAAUGGAAUGUGUUUGGAAGGGUUACCACAAUAUGUGUGCUACCAGUGUGCACCAAUCCUAAUGAAAUGCCACAAACUCAUUGAGAAAUGUAUGUUUUCUCAAACUAUACUGCUGGAUAUAUUUGUUAAGAAUGGACAGAUCACAAAAUCUCUAAUAGAACAACAAAACAAAGUAACAGAUUCAAUGUCUGCAUUAGCAAGUACAGAAGAAUUGAACAAUUAUUUAGGAAGAUGUGAUGAUGUCAACUCUUCACCGUUCCCUACAAACUCGUGUGAUAUUUAUUGUAAAAGUGAAGAUAAAACUCUUGUUGAUUCUAGUAGUUAUACCGUCCAAAGUACGGAAUGUAAAGUUGAAGUGGAAGGGGAGGAAUUAUGUGCUAAUUUUGACUUAGAAGAAGAUAAAACAAACUAUAUUGUAUCAAUUGCAAGUCUGAAGGUGGAUAAAGUUGAGGAUAUCAAUUUGAAAUCUAAGAAAUAUACAAAAAAAGAAUCGACGACAAAAAGAAUCAAAGGGCUUACUCCAGAUGAGAGUAAUAUGCUAAAAUAUUUUGAUAUCGUCGAAUUAUCGUUAACUGAACAGAUAGAGGAAUGGCAGAAGAGUGUUGUCCGCCGUACUUUGACAAGUGAAAUGGUGUAUCAAUGUAAGAUAUGUAACAAAACAUUUGCGAACACCAAGUCGUACCAACUUCACAUUAAUUAUCAUGAUCCAAGUUUAGGCCAAGAUGAAUGUCCAGUGUGCAAGAUUCGCUUUAAAAGUGCAACAUUGGCGGCGGCACAUAGAAAACGAGCGCACAGCAAGAAAUUCUUCUGCAAAUCAUGUCCCAAGUCUUUUAAUAACGUCAAUGUCGCCAAAAAGCAUAGUCGCUGGCACUCAGGCUACCAGUACCGUUGUCCGUGCUGUGCGUUUACGUCAGUGCACGAGUCCGCGCUGUCCGCGCACCGGCGGCGCGCGCACGGGCCCGCGCACGCGUGUGCGCACUGCGGCCGCCACUACUGCACCGCGCGGGGGCUCGCCGCGCACACACUGGCUGCGCAUGUGCAGGAUAACGACAAGGAAAUUAGCAAGGAAUAUCCAUGUGCACAAUGUAACAUCAACUUCGCAUCGGAGGGCGCUAGACGAGUGCACCUACUCACGUCUAGUCAACAUACAAAGAAACCUAGUUUAAUCGAUGUAACAAUGGACCCCAUUCUACGGAACUGUUGUAACAAGUGUGGUGUGGAAUGUAGUUCGUUCAAGGAUCUGUUGGUUCAUAUGAGGGCUGCUCACCCUCGCCCGCGACGAGCUGAUCAGCUUUGGAAGAGAGACAAUCCAUAUCCGUUGGAUUGUGAGCUGUGCGGUGAAACGAUAUCUUCUCGAAAGAAGCACUGGUUCCACGUCCGCAGACGACAUCCUAUGCAUGUGGACUCCUACCAGCCCAUCAUUACUGUCAUCUGUGAUACGUGCGGAAAGGGAUUUCAGAAUUCUACAAAACUACGAAUCCACCAGCUUCGACACAGCACUCCCAAGGUACGGUGUGCGCACUGCCCGCGAUUAUUCUUCGAUAAAUAUGCUCUCAAUAGACAUGCGCAGACGCAUAGUAAAGAGAAACCACACCAGUGCCGCACCUGUGGGAGGGCAUUCAAGCUGCUUAGUAACUUGGAGAGACAUGCUAGAGUUCAUACAGACGUCGCUCCAUACGAAUGUACGAUUUGCAAUAAAAAGUUUAAAUACUCGUCAAGCGUGAACCUUCAUGUGCGAACCGUACACUACAAAUUACCUCAUCCGACUAGGAAGAAAAGGAGUAGGUCUGCAAAGAAUAUUGGUGAUUGUUAA
Molecule: messenger RNA, 2202 nt
Organism: Spodoptera littoralis (African cotton leafworm)
Lineage: Eukaryota; Metazoa; Arthropoda; Insecta; Lepidoptera; Noctuidae
Source: the annotation of a GenBank genome assembly